AGAGAAACUCUGGUUGAACAUGCCCAGUUGUGUGGGUGGCUAACGUUAGCUAGCAAGUGUGUGUGUGAUAAACGGCGCCAUAAACUUACUGGGAUGCAUUGUUGCUAGCUAGCGGUAGCUAGCUUUUUCUGUUUCCUGUCACUGUUGUGUAGGGGACAUCGCUUGCCAUAAGAUAGCUUACGUUACAACCAUGGAAAUCGACACACUUUUGGAGGGUUUUACGGGUAAGUCAACUCGCUUUUGCAGAUUUUCUGUAUCUGUACAUGAUUAGCUAGCUACAUUUGAAUUGCCAAACGUAAUGUUAAGUAGCUGCAUAUAUUCUACUCGUUGGAUGCCGGUUUUAAUGUCUAAAUGUAUGGUUGGAUGCUAACUUAGCUAGCUAGCUUGUAACUAGCAGUCGAAAUUGUUAGCUAGCUAACUCGCGCUAGGCCAAUUUUAUUUUGAUAACGUUACUGUACUUGUAUAAUUAAAAACGUAUGUGAAUAAGUGUGUUGUGUUGAAGCUAUUUUACCCACAUUGUAGUUGCAUAGUUAGAAAGUCGCUGUAACCUAGUUUAUGUUGACCAUGUCUAGUUAGUUAAGUGUUCUAACUAGGUACUGUUAGCUCGCUAACGCAGUGGUUGCCUUGCAGUUAAUUAUUGCUGACCGCUAACGUUACCCUGCACUGCAACGCUGCACAUAACUUGAAAGAGUCUUUUCUAUUUCCAUACAUCUACGUUCAGACUUCGAGAAGAAAGGGAAGAAAGAUGCCUGUCCUGCCCUGGAUAAAUUUCUGUGUCAUGUCGCCAAAACCGGAGAAACGAUGUGAGUGUCUGAUAAAUGAGCCUCACGGUGCCAGCCACUUUUCUAAUGAGUAGACAAUGUGUCAAUACAGGAUAGAAAUAAAAGGACUGGUAAAUUACACAAUGGGUAAAUUACAACGCAUGGAUAGUCAUAUUCCUGAAAUCUCGAUAUGCUACCAAAACCAAGGCUGUGUUUGAGGAGACAUCAUUGUGUGGUCCCAAGACUGGCAGUUAUCACAACAUCAAGGCUGCAUCUCUGUUUGAUAGGUUACAAUGUGUCUGAACUAGAGGAUAACUUUUUGGUCUCCCAUCUUUUCCAGGAUUUCAUGGUCACAGUUCAAAAGUUAUUUCCUGUUUAAACUUGAGAAAGUAAUGGAUGACUUCAGAGCCUCGACACCAGACCAGCGAGGGCCAGCCAAUCCUAAUGUGGAGUACAUUCCUUUUGAAGAGAUGAAGGAGAGGAUUCUCAAAAUCGUAGAAGGAUACAAUGGGUGAGUAUCCUCCACUAUCCAGUGCUGAAACGUCUAAUAAAAACGAUCCUUUUGCUUGUUUUACCAGUAUGUCUUUGUGUAGCCCUAGUAUACAGCCACGGUGAGGAAAGUAUACCUUCUUGACAAAUAUCCAUAUUUUCCAGGAUUCCGUUCACCAUCCAGCGUCUGUGUGAGUUACUGACUGAGCCUAAGAGGAACUACACAGGAACAGACAAGUUCCUCAGGGGAGUGGAGAAGGUAAGUAUCAUCACUUCUACUGAGAUUAGUUCUCUUAAUGGGUGUUUGAAUCAGGGUAUUAAGCCUAGUAAGAAUACCUAUGUCACAUACGUCAGUAUACAUCAGUAUGAAAAUGUAUGCACUCACUAACUGUAAGUCGCUCUGGAUAAGAGCGUCUGCUAAAUGACUAAAAUGUGUCCUUGUGUUGAUUUGAGUGAAUAAUGUUUUCUCGCAUGGCCCAGUGUUUUUUAUAUAUAUAUUUUUAAACUAGUUAGAAUUGCUUGUAUUAGUAUACAAUAUAAAUGCUUGGGGAUUUAUGGCGUUGUUUAUGUUUUGCAGAAUGUGAUGGUGGUCAGCUGUGUGUAUCCUACGUCAGAGUAAGUAUUCUGUCAUGUUUCUCUACCUACCCCUUUAGCUUAUACCUAAAGUGUUUUUUAUAGCAAAACGUACUUUAAAGUUGGGGUCAGCUUUAAAGGCGCUAACGUACACAUUGGAUUUUUUUGCGUUGUAAUUACAGAAAAUAUCCAUAAUAUAUCUGCCGCUAAUAGUGGAAUGAUAGUGUUUCACAGUAUUACUUACCCGCUUGUGUUGUGAUUGGCUGUGAUAUUCACUUGUUGAUUUCUCCCGCGGAGCAGCAUCUGUUGUCAAACUGGGAAAGCUGUUCUGACUUUGGCUGUGUUAUCUAGUGGAAAUUACUAAUUUACUGGUUUUAAAAUUUUACACUGUUUGCUCCAUUUCUGCUUAUGUGAGAAAGCAAGCACUGAAUAGUGUAGGGAAUCAUUGUGCCAUCUAAAUCGCUGUGAAAUAUAUUUUCAAUAACAAAAAAGCUGGUGGAUCAAAACUAACGUUUAUUUCGUUUUUGGUCCACCCGCUUCAAACAGCGGUUUUGGUCCACCAGCUUCAAACAGCUGUAAAAGUGAUAUUUUUUUGUUAUUGAAAACACAUUUCACUGCGAUUUAGAUGGUACAAUGAUUCCCAACAAUAUUCAGUGCUUGUUUUCUCACAUAAGCAGAAAUUGAGCAAACAGUGUAGGAUUUUAGCAACCAAGAAAUGAGUGAUUUCCAAUAGAUAACACAGCCACAAAGUCAGAACAGCUAUCCUAGUUUUACAACAGAUGCCGCACCGGUGAGAGAAAUCAAUAGGCGAAUAUCACAGCCAAUCACAACACUUGUGGGUAAGUAAUACUGUGAAACACUAUCAUUCUACCAUUAGCGCCAGAUAUAUUAUGGACAUUUUCUAAAAUUACAAUGCAAAAAUUCAAAAAAAUCUUGUGUAGCACCUUUAAAGCUAACAAUCACUUGGAUUUGUUGACUCGCUCUGCCUCUUUUAAAGGAAAAAUGGGGCAACCAGUGUAAACAGAAUGAAUGGAGUGAUGUUCCCUGGCAAUACCUCUAUUUAUUCAGAAAGGUGAGAGAUACCUACUUGUCAAUGGUUAACUUUCAGUUGUACAAUUUAUUUACAUAAAACAGGGGUAAGGAACUCCAAUAAAACCCAGAAGUCUUUCUUUCCAGGGAUCCCUGAACAUAGGUGGAGAAGGAUUACUAAUUUACUCAUACCAAAUAUGAUAGUCAGACAGUAGGUGGCACUGUAGUGUUGCUUGAAUUAAUCUCCUUGUUAUUAAUUGGAUUCAAUUGCAACGUGGAUUCAAUUGCAACAACAUUUGACUGUAUGAAAGUGUAUUAAGUUAUGCAGAGAUUUAUUCCUCUCCUUACGGUAGGAAUGUAAAUGGACCAGGCACCCCAAGGCCACUGAACAGACCAAAGCUAUCGCUAUCCACCUCUCUGGCUACAAACGGUGUCCCUGACAGCACAGAUGAUAAGGAGCCACUCACAGAACAAGAGGAGGAGCAUGUUGUCAGGUAACUAGCAUUGUGUGAAUGCCAGAUGACUGUCAGCAGAAAUAUAAUGUACUGAUAACGUGUAAAUGUUAUAUAAGACAUAUACACUGCUCAAAACAAUAAAGGGAACACUAAAAUAACACAUCCUAGAUCUGAAUGAAUGAAAUAAUCUUAUUAAAUACUUUUUUCUUUACAUAGUUGAAUGUGCUGACAACAAAAUCACACAAAAAUUAUCAAUGGAAAUCAAAUUUAUCAACCCAUGGAGGUCUGGAUUUGGAGUCACCCUCAAAAUUAAAGUGGAAAACCACACUACAGGCUGAUCCAACUUUGAUGUAAUGUCCUUAAAACAAGUCAAAAUGAGGCUCAGUAGUGUGUGUGGCCUCCACGUGCCUGUAUGACCUUCCUACAACGCCUGGGCAUGCUCCUGAUGAGGUGGCGGAUGGUCUCCUGAGGGAUCUCCUCCCAGACCUGGACUAAAGCAUCCGCCAACUCCUGGACAGUCUGUGGUGCAACGUGGCGUUGGUGGAUGGAGCGAGACAUGAUGUCCCAGAUGUGCUCAAUUGGAUUCAGGUCUGGGGAACGGGCGGUCCAUAGCAUCAAUGCCUUCCUCUUGCAGGAACUGCUGACACACUCCAGCCUCAUGAGGUCUAGCAUUGUCUUUCAUUAGGAGGAACCCAGGGCCAACCGCACCAGCAUAUGGUCUCACAAGGGGUCUGAGGAUCUCAUCUCGGUACCUAAUGGCAGUCAGGCUACCUCUGGCGAGCACAUGGAGGGCUGUGCGGCCCCCCAAAGAAAUGCCACCCCACACCAUGACUGACCCACCGCCAAACCGGUCAUGCUGGAGGAUGUUGCAGGCAGCAGAACGUUCUCCAUGGCGUCUCCAGACUGUCACGUCUGUCACAUGUGCUCAGUGUGAACCUGCUUUCAUCUGUGAAGAGCACAGGGCGCCAGUGGCGAAUUUGCCAAUCUUGGUGUUCUCUGGCAAAUGCCAAACGUCCUGCACGGGGUUGGGCUGUAAGCACAACCCCCACCUGUGGACGUCGGGCCCUCAUACCACCCUCAUGGAGUCUGUUUCUGACCGUUUGAGCAGACACAUGCACAUUUGUGGCCUACUGGAGGUCAUUUUGCAGGGCUCUGGCAGUGCUCCUCCUUGCACAAAGGGUUGUUGCCCUCCUACAGCCUCCUCCACAUCUCCUGAUGUACUGGCCUGUCUCCUGGUAGCGCCUCCAUGCUCUGGACACUACGCUGACAGACACAGCAAACCUUCUUGCCACAGCUCGCAUUGAUGUACCAUCCUGGAUGAGCUGCACUACCUGAGCCACUUGUGUGGGUUGUAGACUCCGUCUCAUGCUACCACUAGAGUGAAAGCACCGCCAGCAUUCAAAAGUGACCAAAACAUCAGCCAGGAAGCAUAGGAACUGAGAAGUGGUCUGUGGUCACCACCUGCAAAACCAGUCCUUUAUUGGGGGUGUCUUGCUAAUUGCCUAUAAUUUCCACCUGUUGUCUAUUCCAUUUGCACAACAGCAUGUGAAAUGUAUUGUCAAUCAGUGUUGCUUCCUAAGUGGACAGUUUGAUUUCACAGAAGUGUGAUUGACUUGGAGUUACAUUGUGUUGUUUAAGUGUUCCCUUUAUUUUUUUGAGCAGUUUAUUAGAGCAACGUGGUCCUCUAGCUCAAUUGGUAGAGCAUGGCGCUUGUAACGCCAGGGUAGUGGGUUCGAUCCCCGGGACCACCCAUACGUAAAAAUGUAUGCGCACAUGACUAAGUCGCUUUGGAUAAAAGCGUCUGCUAAAUGGCUAUUUAUUUAUUUUUUGACCCUUUCUUUAGUGAUUCCUCGGUAUCGGAAAGUGAUGCCACACAGAGCAGUCCGAUGAAGACCAAGCAUCCGGAAGAGGAUGCAACGGAGGCAGAGAGCCACGAAGUCAAGAGGCUGAAGUUUGACAAAGACAUGGAUGAAGAGGAAGACGAGGAGGAGAAGGUAGACAAGGAGAUGUCCUGUCCUACACCUGCCCAAAGCUCAUCAGACAUGCCCGAAUCGUCAACAGAUGUUGUUGAGGAAGAAAAAGAGAGGUCUGCUGAUAUGCUCACCACAGACGAUCAUGGUAUGUGUUUUGCACAAUGGGGCAUUUUCAAAUAACACUAUAUGAUUGUGGAAGGGAAAAUGUGACAAAAAUCUAAAAAUAACAUCGCUAAAAUUGAUUAAUUGAUUUAUGAAAGGAUGUAAUGGUAUUAUUCUUGCCUUCUCUGUCCCCCAGAGCCCUCCAGUACUCAGACAGAAGAUCCCUUUGAUGAUGAGGAAGAGACAGCAGGGACAUCAGAGAGGGAGGCUCAGUAUGGCCCCACCCACAGUCUAAAGAGUGACAGCACCAUGGACCAGUCAGAGGAGCAGCUUGCGCAGUCAGGGAAGGAUCUGAGUUUAGAGGAACAGGAGGAAGGAGAUUGCAGCGACCCAGUAAGCAGCAGCAGUAGCAGCAAUGGAGAAGGAGCACCCAGUGAAGAGUCUGUCCCCUCUGCCUCUCCCAGCAGUACAGCUGAGUCGUUGGCAGACGGCGCUGCUGCAGAAAACAGUUCAGAAAGCCCAGAGAGGGCAGAUGAGCCCAUGGAACAGGACUAACCUGAGGCCGACGGCCCCCCAACAUUAUUUUACACUGUAUGAUAUUGAUACUGUACCAAACCCAGGAGAUCUCUGUACGACCAUGGACCUGUAGUCUCCCAGGAUAGGGAGGCUUUUUGUGAGGCCUCAAGGAUUUUCACCCUCAGGUCUCUUCUUCACCCCUUGUAUGACCCACCCACCUCCCGACCCACGCAUCCGUCCGUUUUAAAAACUGGAACUUAUAAUUAAAAGUUCCCCUCCAGUUAGGUUUUUUUUAAGCCUGUGGCAUUCAUUUACACAUUUAAAUGCUUUUAUCACCCUGAUAGUUUUUAUUUCUCUCAUGGAUCACUGUCAUUUUAAUAUUUACUGCUAUUUUAGACUCCAAUUCCAAAGCUGCUUGGUUAACGUGAUGUAGAAUGAUCAGCCACUUCUGUGUGUUUGUUGUGAUCUUAAUCUGUGGUGAAUGUUUCAUGUUGGCCGGCCCAGUUAGGGUCUCCUGAAUCUGUGGGAUGCCUUGGGUUUUCCCUGGGUAAAGCUACCGUUCACAGCUAUGUUUUAUUUUUUGGCAUAGUAGUUGUCCAUACUUUGGAAUGUAAAGUAUGAAGGAUUGUCCAUGACACACAUCUGUACCAUAAAACCACUGGAAGCCCUUGCCCUGCAAGUUUGGUAGUCUUGCAAAGUAAACAUACCGAAACCAUGGAUUGCAACCAAUCCUCAUGUACUGUGGCACUAUGAUUGAACAAUACAGAUAGUGCCUAAAGAAAAUGUUCAUACUCCUUGACUUAUUCCACAUUUUGUUACAAAAUGGCUUAAAUAAAAAAAAAAUUCACACACAAUACCCCAUAAUGACA
Messenger RNA from Coregonus sp. 'balchen', 6767 nucleotides. The record is from the annotation of a GenBank genome assembly. NCBI's taxonomy places the organism in Eukaryota, Metazoa, Chordata, Actinopteri, Salmoniformes, Salmonidae.